Molecule: messenger RNA, 1851 nt
Organism: Drechmeria coniospora
Lineage: Eukaryota; Fungi; Ascomycota; Sordariomycetes; Hypocreales; Ophiocordycipitaceae
Exons: 2
Coding region: 1-1851 (616 amino acids)
Biological process (GO): proteolysis
Cellular component (GO): fungal-type vacuole
Molecular function (GO): serine-type carboxypeptidase activity
Source: RefSeq, a predicted model, not a curated record
AUGCGUCUCAUGCUCGCUGCGCUGCUGCUCACGUCCUCCCGCUUUUCUCACGCCCAGUUUAUCCACCGAUACGAGAAUGCUCGUAACCUGACCGUCAAGACCUACCCGGGCAACGUCACCGUGUCGUUCAAGGAACCUCGUGGAGUCUGCAACACCGCUUCCGAUGCGCAGAAGCAAUACACGGGGUGGGUUAGCGUGCCCAAUGAGUAUCCUACCAAUAUAUUCUUCUACUUCGUCGAAGCUCGCAACGCAACCGAUAACCUGACGGUAUGGAUCAACGGCGGGCCCGGCGCCAGCUCCAUGUACGGCUUCUUCACCGGCAACGGGCCUUGCGAGGUUGUCGAGAGAGGGCUCGACGAGUACGAGACCGUUGCCCGAGAAUGGGGCUGGGACCGGGCUUCCAACAUGCUCUUCAUCGAUCAGCCCGUCCAGACCGGCUUUUCCUACGACGUACCCACGGACGGUACCCUGUACAGGAUGAAAGCCUCGACAGUGACGCCGCCCAUCUACAACCCGGACACGGUACCCUCUUGGGAUUUGGUCAAUGGCACUUUCAGCAGUGGGAAUGUCAACAACACAGCCGGCACCAGCCAGGAGGCGGCCCUGGCGGUUUGGCACGUCAUUCAAGCCUUCCUAACCACCUUGCCCGAGCUCAAACUCCCCCUGAAUGCGUCGACUCUGGAGGUUAGCCUUUUUGCCGAAAGCUACGGCGGCAUUUUCGCCCCGAUAUUUGCCGAGACGUGGCAGGCCCAGAAUCAGAAUCGAAAACGCCUAGCUGGCCAUGCGGACGGGCCUUUACCGGUCGAGAUACGCCUCGCAUCGGUAGGGAUUGUGAGUGGGAUCAUCGACAUGGCGACUGAAAUCCCCGCCUACCUUCGUUUCCUCAACAACAAUACGUACGGCAUCGAGCCACUCUCCGGCGAAGUGACCGAGUCCCUCCUGCGGAACUUUACGGCCGUCGGCGGCAGCCAGCAGAUUCUCGCUCAAUGUGCCGCCAGUGCCAGGCAGAGCGAGGCCGGAAGAGCAACGAACGAGACCGAGGCCGAUGAUAUUUGCACGCAAGGGUAUCAGAGCUAUGCCGAGAUACUCAGGGCGUUUCGCCGCAAAUAUGGACGAAGUUGGUACGACAUAGCAGAGCGAUUCUAUAGUCCGUUUCCAUCGCUCCACUUCCUCGAAUACCUCAACCAAGCCGAUGUUCUGGCGGCGAUUGGGUCGCCCGUGAACUUUACCUUGACAAGCAACGCCGUUUACGACAACUUCUACUACAAACGAGGCGACAGAGCUCGGGGUGGUAACAUAGAUCGGCUGGCGAAGCUCCUCAACAGCGGCAUUCGGAUAGGGCUCAUGUAUGGAGACAGAGACUUCAUGUGCAACUGGGUGGGAGGUGAGGCCGUUUCGCUGAAGAUUGCUCAGACGGCAGGGGGUGAGUAUGCCGCCAUGUUUCCGGCAGCAGGCUACGCUCCCAUUGCCACCAACACCACCUACACCGGCGGCGAGGUUCGCCAGUAUGGCAACCUCUCCUUCAGUCGCGUAUUCCAGUCCGGCCACGCCGUAGCCUCCUACCAGCCCGAAACGGCAUUCAGCAUCUUCUCGCGCAUCAUGGCGGGCAAAUCCAUCUCGACGGGGGAGACUGUCGAUUUGCAUUCCUUCGCCACGAGAGGCGGCCUGCAAUCAACCACAAGUCACACGCUGCCGGCCGCAUCCGAACCAAAGUGCUCCGUCCGCAACCUCCAUUCCUGCGACGAUGAUGCCUGGGAUCUGGCUUUCCAUGGAGGCGGCGUUCUUAUCAACGGGGUUCUGUACAACAAAGCCGAGGAUUGGCCUCUGGCUACGCGGCCAAGAUUGAGAUGA